GGCCGCCGCCCGGACUGCGCGUGCGUGCUUAGGGUUGCGCUGAGUCGGGCCAGGCGCCGUCUCCUAGGGUAGCGGUGCGAGGAGGUUGCGGCCAUGUUGUUCUCCGUUCCUUUCCGGUCCGUCCUUGGACGUUCGGUGAAGCAGAUUUGCUGUAUUCAUACAACAGCUGUGCAGGGUAGUACUGGUGGAGCCUUGUUUGUGCACAGAGAUACUCCUGAAAACAAUCCAGAUACUCCAUUUGAUUUUACACCUGAAAAUUAUAAGAGAAUAGAGGCAAUAGUAAACAACUUCCCAGAGGGACACAGAUCUGCAGCUGCGCUGCCUGUCCUUGAUCUAGCCCAAAGACAGAAUGGAUGGCUGCCUAUAUCAGCUAUGAAUAAGGUUGCUGAGGUUCUAAAGAUGCCUCCCAUGAGAGUAUAUGAAGUAGCAACCUUUUAUACCAUGUAUAAUCGUAAACCCGUUGGAAAGUACCAUAUUCAGAUUUGUACAACCACACCUUGUAUGUUGCAAGACUCUGAUGGCAUCUUAGAAGCCAUCCAGAAGAAGCUUGGUAUAAAAGUGGGAGAAACAACGCCUGAUAAACUCUUCACAUUGACUGAAGUGGAAUGCUUGGGUGCCUGUGUAAAUGCACCAAUGGUACAGAUAAAUGAUAACUAUUACGAAGAUCUGACCCCAAAAGACAUCGAAGACAUAAUUGAUGAACUACAGGCUGGGAAAGUUCCAAAACCUGGCCCAAGGAGCGAGCGCUUUUCAUGCGAGCCAGCUGGUAGACUGACUUCUCUGACAGAACCACCCAAAGGACCUGGUUUUGGAGUUCGAGCAGACCUUUAACGCUGUUGUACUAGUUGUAAAAAAAACCCCUGAUUAAUAAAGCUGAACUGUAGAUAGUGAAAA
This is a messenger RNA of Eublepharis macularius, 894 nucleotides long. It is a transcript of the gene NDUFV2, whose product is annotated as NADH:ubiquinone oxidoreductase core subunit V2. Lineage: Eukaryota; Metazoa; Chordata; Lepidosauria; Squamata; Eublepharidae. Gene Ontology annotation, molecular function: NADH dehydrogenase activity. Gene Ontology annotation, biological process: mitochondrial electron transport, NADH to ubiquinone. The coding region runs from base 94 to 831 and encodes 245 amino acids. The record is from RefSeq and is a predicted model, not a curated record. The transcript is spliced from 8 exons.